AUGUCUACUAUUGUAGUUAUUGCCUGCCCGCCCAUUCCGGGCCAUACAAACCCCCUCCUUCCCUAUGCCGCGUACCUAAGACAUCAGGGCGGCUUUGAAGUGCAUUUCAUUGGCGGCGAUGCUUUUGCCCCGGCGAUCAUGCAAACAGGGUCCAUCUUUCACCAGAUUGAAGACAGCCGCGUGCCGGACAGUCAGCAUCAGCUUCCCCCAACUCCAGAGCGAUUGAUCGACAAAGUCAAACACGCUUUCAUCGAUACGACAGCUCACCGGAUGCGCUCAUUGCAGGGUGUUCUCGAGUCUCUCCGCGCGGCUCACCCAACACGCGAAGUUGUCAUCCUCCAGGAGAUCAUGUUCAUGGGCGUCUGGCCAUUUCUGCUCGACGCCCCCUUACCGGCGGGCUACAGCACCUUCCCAACUGUGAUCACCUUUAAUACAGCCCCAUUAGCCGUCUCGAGCAUCGACACUGCCCCCUUUGAAUCGGGAUUUCCCCCCGAUGCGAGCCCUGAGGGUCGCGCACGCAAUGUAGCCAUGUACGCGGCCGGGAAGCCCUUACAAGAUGAUCUAGUAAAUUAUGCCAAUGCAAUUUAUUCACAACUUGGCGCCAAGCAGAAAAUGACUAGCAUGGAUGACUGGUGUUACCUCUCUGGACGGCUCCUGCAGCCCUGUAGUCCAAGCAUUGAAUAUCCACGCAGUGAUCUCUCACCUGUGGUGACAUUUAUCGGCGGACUGUCGAGGAAGAGGAACCCUAUCCCUAUCGUUCUCAACCUGCCGGGUGGUCUUGUCUCAGACAAGCUGUCGAAGAAGAAGAGAAUUGUGGUGGUCACUCAGGGCACGCUGGUUCUCGAUUACACUGCUCUGAUCAUCCCGACCAUCUGUGCCCUGGCAGACCGGGAGGACCUACUCGUGAUAGCCCUGUUGGGAGUCAAGGGGGCAUCGCUGCCGGACAUUGAGAUUCCUUCGAAUACAAAGGUCUUUGAUUAUCUCGCCUAUGACGCCAUCCUGCCGUACACGGACGUCUUCGUGCUGAACGGGGGAUACGGCGGGUUUAUGCACGCGGUGAUGCAUGCAGUGCCAAUGGAGAUUGCAGGAGCAGGACCGGACAAGGCCGAGGUUGCUAGCAGAGGAGAAUGGGCAGGAAUUGCAGUCAACAUGAAGACAGAUAGACCAGGUGUUGGGGAUCUCAGACGGGCGAUUGAUAAAGUCAUGGAAAGCAAACAGAUGAAGAGCCGAUGUCUGCACAUCCAAAAGGAGAAUGAAGAUCUGAAUACCCUGCAACAGGUAGAGAGGGUGAUUAGAGGCCAGACCUAG
Penicilliopsis zonata CBS 506.65 is the source of this 1308-nucleotide messenger RNA. RefSeq lists its product as hypothetical. The record is from RefSeq and is a predicted model, not a curated record. Gene Ontology annotation, molecular function: UDP-glycosyltransferase activity. The transcript is spliced from 2 exons. NCBI's taxonomy places the organism in Eukaryota, Fungi, Ascomycota, Eurotiomycetes, Eurotiales, Aspergillaceae. The coding region runs from base 1 to 1308 and encodes 435 amino acids.